This is a messenger RNA of Hansenula ciferrii, 2148 nucleotides long. RefSeq names its product Lcd1p (gene LCD1). The transcript has a single exon. Gene Ontology annotation, biological process: DNA damage checkpoint signaling. The record is from RefSeq and is a predicted model, not a curated record. The coding region runs from base 1 to 2148 and encodes 715 amino acids. NCBI's taxonomy places the organism in Eukaryota, Fungi, Ascomycota, Saccharomycetes, Phaffomycetales, Wickerhamomycetaceae.
AUGGACUUCAGUGAUGAUGAUGGGUUUAGUGAUGAUGAUGAAUUCAUCGCAUUGACACUUAAACCACCACCAAGAGCUACAGCUACCCAACAAACACCACAACCACAUUUACAAGUAACUUCAUCAAGAUCAAAUCAAAUAUCAACAAAUCAUGAUUCUCAAAACUUUGGUAAUACAUUGGGUAACACAUUGGGGAAUGUUAAUACACAAGAUAAUGAAAUAUUCAUUGCUAAAGGUGAAAUUGCAGUUUUAAGAGCUAAAAUAUCAGAAUUAGAAAGAUUAAAAAAUUUAGAACGUGAUGAAUUAUUAAAUAAACAACAACAAGAAAAAUCUUUAAAUGAAAAUAAAAUUAAUGCUUUGGAGAAUGCUGUACAAAGAUUAGAAGAUGAAAGAAAAUUUCUUUCAGUAGAAAUUAGAAAUUUAAAUCAUAUAAGAAAGAAAAAAAAACCUAAUGAAUCAACACCAGAACCAAAAGAACCAGAGCCAAAACCAAAACAAACUAGACAAUCAACUCCACAACAACAAGUACCACCACCAGUACCACCAGUAGUACAACCACCACCGCCAAAGCCUAAAACAAUCAGAUUAUCACAUCCUAAACAACAAACUUCUGAAAAUCUAUUAUUUAUUCAAUCAUUACAAUCACAUACAUUACCAUCAUGUCCCAGAUCAACUCUAAAUUAUUUAUCACAUAUUUCAAUCCCCAAACCAUUCGAAAACCAAGAAGAUCUCAUGUUUCAAAUCCCACAAGAUCAACCUUUAGAAACUUAUAUUUUAAAAUAUUUAAUGGUUUUACAAUCUUCACAUAGAUUAGAUAAUCUUUUAACACAAUUUAUAUUAAAUUUAUUAAAAUUAAUUAAAUUCAUUCAUUUAGAAAUCCAAAAAAAUCAUGUUUCGUUACCAUUCUUAACUUCAUUAAUCCAUUGUUGUAUUGGAUUUAGACCAAUGGCUAUUACACCCAAGGUAAGGUAUGAAAUUUUUCAAUCAAGUUUAAACUUAAUCCAAUUUUUUUCAUAUAUUAUUAAAAAACAUGAAUUUAUUGAUGAUGAUUUAUUAAAUUUAAAAAAAUUUCAAAUUGGAAUUGUUCAGAAUAAAGUACUUGAUGGUUUAAUUUAUCAAUUUAAUGUUGAAGUUUUAGAAAAUUUACUAUUGAUUGAAAAUGAUUUAAAUUCAAUUGAAUCAUUUUGGAACAUGAUACAACCCGAUGAAUUGGAAAUUUUUUCAAAUUCUAUUAAAUUAGGUAUAAAUUCUGGUUGUAUUGGUGUUAUGUAUUCAUAUAUUGAAAUAUUAAUUAUAUUAAAUGAAUAUGAUAAUUUAGGAUUCUUAGAUUUAAAUUUAUUAAAUUUAUUAAGUAAAAAUUUUUAUGAUGAAAUUGAUGGAGUUAUAGAUUUAGAAUUUAUUGGGAUGAAUAGAAUGUUUCAAGAUGAAAUUGAAUCAUGGAGAUUAAUUGAUGGAUUAGUAUUACAAGAAGGAGUUUCAUCACAACAACAAGUUAUUUAUUCAUUAGAAGAUAGGUUUACUUUUAAUAAAUUAGAAUUUAAAUUUAUUAAUUUACAAUUAAAAAUUUGUGAAUUAUUUGAAAUUUUCCUUAUAAAUAACAUUUCAAAAGAUGAUGAGAUAACCAUUAUAAAAAAUUCAAAUUUAUUGAAAACUUUAAUUACAAGUAUUGGUAAACAACAAGAAUUUAUUUUUAAAACACCUCGUGGUCAAAUAACACAUCUUAGAUCAAAAUUAAUUUCAAAUUUUAUAAAAUUAAUUCAUUUCAUAUGGGAAUUAUCAAUAUCAACAACAAAUUAUAUCCCAAGAUUAACAAAAGAUUUAACUCAUGAAUUAAUAAUAACAUUAUCUCGUAUAGCAUUCAGUUCAAAUGAAACAAAUAAUGAAGCAUCUGAAUUCAUAUAUAAAUUCAGAUCAAUAGAUUCAAACUCCACAAUUUUCAACCAAAGAAGUGAAUCAAGAUCAAGAGAAUUAAACCAUAUAUUAACUCAAGAUAAUAAUAUAGAUUUAAUUGUUAAUGCAGAGAUAUCAAUAAGUAAUGGUAUAGAAUUUGCUUAUGAUGAUAUAAUUGUGGAAUUAUCAAGAGAUAUAUUGGAAAAAUGUACUACAAUGGAUGAAGCUGAUAAUUUAUAUUUAUCAAUGAAUGUAUAG